Messenger RNA from Eupeodes corollae, 1080 nucleotides. RefSeq lists its product as uncharacterized. NCBI's taxonomy places the organism in Eukaryota, Metazoa, Arthropoda, Insecta, Diptera, Syrphidae. The coding region runs from base 1 to 1080 and encodes 359 amino acids. The transcript has a single exon. The record is from RefSeq and is a predicted model, not a curated record.
AUGGAUGUCGAAGCCUUCAUUUUGAAUCAAAUAACUUCGAAAACUCCUCCUUUGCCUCUUGACCUUGAUAGAUCAUUAUUGUUGAAUGAGUUGAGAUUGGCUGACCCAGGUUUCAACGUCCCAGGUCCUAUUGAUAUUUUGUUAGGAUCUGACAAGGCCUGGAGUAUUUUGCUUGAUGGUCGUCGCCUUGAUAACAACGAUAACUUGAUUGCCCACAAUACCAUUUUUGGGUGGGUAAUAACCGGUAAAUGUCCAAAGGAGGAAAUUAUUUCCUUAACAGUAGGGAUUAUGCAGGAUGUUGAUGUUCUUCUGAAAUCGUUUUGGGAAAUUGAAGAACUUCCACAUAACACCUAUUCAUUGGAUUCUGGUGAUUUUGCAGACUCUCAUUUUUGCAAAACUUUCUCUCGAGGUCCUGAUAACAAGUAUGUCGUGGAGUUGCCUUUUCGUCAAAAGGAAGUUGAUUUUAGAAACACUCUUUCAGGAGCAUUAUCUCGGUUGUUUGCAAUGGAGCGUCGCUUCUCUCACCAGGAAAAUCUUCGCUUGGAGUAUUGUCGGUUUAUGGAAAUUUAUCAGGAGUUAGGGCACAUGGAGAGUAUUCCAGAAAGGGAAAUUGAACCGACUUCUGGUAAAAUUUUCUACUUACCUCAUCACGCGGUUGUAACAAACAAAUUACGUGUUGUUUUCGACGAGUCUCAUAAGGAUGCAAACGGUACCAGCUUAAAUGAGAUGUUACAUAUAGGACCUCCACUUCAGCGUAAUUUGAUUAAUGUUUGUUUGCGGUUUAGAGUUCCUAGAUAUGUUUUUUGUGCUGACAUUAUCAAGAUGUUUCGCCAAAUUUGGGUGGAUAAAAAACAUCGUGACUUUCAACGCAUUGUGUGGCGAAAAAGUCCUGAUCAACCUAUCAAACACUAUCGACUGUGUACAGUCACUUACGGAACUUCUCCUGCCCCAUUUCUAUCGAUGCGAGUUCUGAAACAACUUGCCAUAGAUUAUGCGGAUAAGUUCCCUGUUGCAUCACAUGCUAUAUUGCAUGAUUUUUAUGUUGACGAUAUAAUGACCGGUUCGGAUUCUAUAUUUUAG